Penaeus indicus is the source of this 5471-nucleotide messenger RNA. Its product is annotated as fibroin heavy chain-like. Gene Ontology annotation, cellular component: extracellular matrix. The record is from RefSeq and is a predicted model, not a curated record. NCBI's taxonomy places the organism in Eukaryota, Metazoa, Arthropoda, Malacostraca, Decapoda, Penaeidae. The transcript is spliced from 5 exons. The coding region runs from base 1 to 5109 and encodes 1702 amino acids.
AUGUGUGCAGAUGCAGAAGCACUUCUAAUAUCUCGGAAAAUACGGCUGCUGCUGGUGGGCGUGUGCCUGGUGACGUGGGCGGCGUGUGUGCAAGCAAGGGCGCAGGGAUACCGGUAUUCGUCGCCUGAGGAUGACCGGUCAGACAGCGACGAGGACUAUGACCAACCGAGUUAUGCCUUCAGAUACGACGUUGAAGACAGUUACUCCGGCAAUUUCUUCGGCCACUACGAGACCCGCGAAGGAGACGAGACCGACGGAGUCUACUACGUCGUCCUCCCCGACGGCCGCAGACAGAAGGUCGUUUACGAAGUCGAGGGCGACUCUGGAUUCCUCUCGCAGGUGACUUACGAAGGCGACGCGGGAACCUACUUCAGCACCUUCAACCACGGGCACAGAGGGCUCGGCGGAGGAAGAGGAGUUGGAGGAGGACUCGGCGGAGGAAGAGGAGUUGGAGGAGGACUCGGCGGAGGAAGAGGAGUUGGAGGAGGACUCGGCGGAGGAAGAGGAGUUGGAGGAGGACUCGGCGGAGGAAGAGGAGUUGGAGGAGGAGGAGCGGUUUCCUUUGGAGGAGGAGGAGCGGGUUCCUUUGGAGGAGGAGGAGGUGGAGGAGGAGGAGGGGGUUUCACUUCCUCAGGAGGGGUUCACGUAGGAGGUGGUUUUGAGCGCGAAGGUGGAGAAGGAGAGGAACAAGAGGGUGGAGAAGGUGGAGAAGGUGGAGAAGGCGCCGGACAAGCAGGUGUUGGAAGCCAAACGGGACCUGCGGUUGGAAGUGGAGCGAGUGUUGCGGUUCAUCAUGUUGGAGGUGGAGUAGGCGCAGGUGGAGCCGGAUUUGCCACUGGAGGUGCAGGUGGAGCUGGAUUUGCUACUGGAGGUGGAGUAGGCGCAGGUGGAGCCGGAUUUGCCACUGGAGGUGCAGGUGGAGCUGGAUUUGCUACUGGAGGUGGAGUAGGCGCAGGUGGAGCCGGAUUUGCCACUGGAGGCGCAGGUGGAGCCGGAUUUGCCACUGGAGGUGGAGUAGGCGCAGGUGGAGCCGGAUUUGCUACUGGAGGCGCAGGUGGAGCCGGAUUUGCCACUGGAGGUGCAGGUGGAGCUGGAUUUGCUACUGGAGGUGGAGUAGGCGCAGGUGGAGCUGGAUUUGCUACUGGAGGUGGAGUAGGCGCAGGUGGAGCCGGAUUUGCCACUGGAGGUGGAGCAGGCGCAGGUGGAGCCGGAUUUGCCACUGGAGGUGGAGUAGGCGCAGGUGGAGCCGGAUUUGCUACUGGAGGUGGAGUAGGUGCAGGUGGAGCCGGAUUUGCCACUGGAGGUGGAGUAGGUGCAGGUGGAGCCGGAUUUGCCACUGGAGGUGCAGGUGGAGCCGGAUUUGCUACUGGAGGUGGAGUAGGCGCAGGUGGAGCCGGAUUUGCUACUGGAGGUGGAGUAGGCGCAGGUGGAGCCGGAUUUGCCACUGGAGGUGGAGUAGGCGCAGGUGGAGCCGGAUUUGCCACUGGAGGUGGAGUAGGCGCAGGUGGAGCCGGAUUUGCCACUGGAGGUGGAGUAGGCGCAGGUGGAGCCGGAUUUGCCACUGGAGGUGGAGUAGGCGCAGGUGGAGCCGGAUUUGCCACUGGAGGUGCAGGUGGAGCUGGAUUUGCUACUGGAGGUGGAGUAGGCGCAGGUGGAGCCGGAUUUGCCACUGGAGGUGGAGUAGGCGCAGGUGGAGCCGGAUUUGCCACUGGAGGUGCAGGUGGAGCCGGAUUUGCUACUGGAGGUGGAUUUGGUGGAGUAGGCGCAGGUGGGGCCGGAUUUGCCACUGGAGGUGGAGUUGGUGGAGUUGGCGCAGGUGGAGCCGGAUUUGCUGCUCAUACAGCAGGUGGAGCUGGAUUUGCCACUGGAGGUGGAGUUGGUGGAGUUGGCGCAGGUGGAGCCGGAUUUGCUACUGGAAGUGGAGUAGGCGCAGGUGGAGCUGGCUUUGCUACAGGAGGUGGAGUAGGUGGAGUUGGAGCAGGUGGAGCCGGAUUUGCUACUGGAGGUGGAGUAGGUGGAGCUGGCUUUGCUACUGGAGGUGGAGUAGGUGCAGGGGGAGCCGGAUUUGCUACUGGAGGUGGAGUAGGUGCAGGUGGAGCUGGAUUUGCUACUGGAGGUGGAGUAGGUGCAGGUGGAGCUGGAUUUGCUGCUCAAACUGCAGUUGGAGGAGCCGGUUUUGCUGCUGGAGGCGGAGUAGGUGGAGGGGUAGGUGUUCAACAGAUUGGAGGUGGUGCCGGAGGAACAAGUGUGACCGUACAUCACACUGGACCAGGUGGCGUUACACUUACUGGUCAUCAAGCCGGGGGAGGUGGAGCAGUGGUUCACCAGACAGGAGGUGGUGGUGGCUUUGGCGUUCAAACUGGAGGUGGAGCAGGCAUAGGUGGUGCCGGGGUAACUGUUCACCAGUCUGGAGGUGGAGCUGGCUUUGGCGUUCAAACUGGAGGUGGAGUAGGUGGUGCUGGAGUUACAGUUCAUCAUACUGGAGGUGGUGCUGGGUUUGGCACUCAGACAGGAGGCGGAGGUGCCUUUGCUGCUCAGCAAACAGGAGGAGCCUCUCUGUCCUUUGGUAGUGGCAGCACUGGUGGCAUUUCUGUUCAUCAUUCUGGUUCCCCGUCGAGCAUUGGAGUCACCCCUGGCCCUGUGGCGAGUGCCUUGGUCUCUGGUCCUACCUUUGGCACAGGUAACCAGGUAUCAGUAGGUCAGACAGGUGCAGUUGGUGUUGCUACAGGUUUUGCAGGUGCCCAGGGAACCGCAGGUUUUGGUGGAAGUGCUCAGGGAGGAGGCUUUGGCGGUGCCCAAGCUGGUCUUGUAGGUGCCCAAGGAGGGGUAGGGGUUGGAGGCUUUGCUGGUGGUGCCCAUGGAGGAAUCGGAUUUGGGGGUGGACGAGAGGCAGGAGUUGGAGUGACACAGGUCAGUAUUGGAGAUGGCCAAGGAGUUGGAUUUGGAGGUAGUACAGCAGCACCAGGAUUCGCAGGAGCCCAAGGUGGAGCAGGAUUCGUUACUACACAAAGUAGCAUUGCAGGUACCCAGGGAUCAGGAUUUGGAACUACACAAGUCAGCAGUGGUUUUGGAGGGGGUGUUUCAGUGACUCCAUCUAUUGUAACUCCCACAGCAAGUCCUUUCGUAUCUACACCCAGUCCUAUAAGUCAUUCUGUGACUCCUCUUGGUGUAACUCCCGCAAGUCCCUUUGUAUCUACCACAAGCUUUUCUGUAACUCCUCCAAGUGUCUCUCCUACAGCAAGUCCUCUAGUAUCUGGAGGAGGUAUUUCAGUGACUCCCCACAGUGUAACUCCCACACCAUUUCCUCUGGGUCCUGGGGGAGAUAUUUCAGUGACACCUAGUAUAACUCCUAUAACUCCUACGGAAAGACCAUUUAUAUCCAGCACACCCUUUUCUGUGACAACUCCAAGUCCUCAAGUAACUGGAGGGGGCUUUUCCGUAACUUCCCCCAGUGUAACUCCUACAGGAAGUCCUUUUGUGUCCAGCACUAGCUUUUCCUUCACUCCUUCCAGUGUAACCCCCACAGCAAGUCCUUUGAUAUCUGGUGGAGAAGUCGGAGGAGUCAGCCAAGUCAGUUUCCACUCGGGAGCAGCAAGUGGUGGGUUCGAUAUCCCAGGAUUCAGUGCUGGCACCACAUCGCAGGGCUCAUUUCCCUUCUCGAACAGAGUGGAUGACGUGACCAUUCAAGCAGGAGGCAUUGGCAGUGGACAAGCAGGAUUUACAGGUGAAGCAGGUGCUGGAUUUGGAGGAGAAUCAAUAGGAUUUGGUGGACAAGCAGCAGGAUUUGGAGGCCAGGCAGGAGCAGGAUUUGGAGGCCAGGCAGGAGCAGGAUUUGGAGGCCAGGCAGGAGCAGGAUUUGGAGGCCAGGCAGGAGCAGGAUUUGGAGAACAAGCAGGAUUUGGAGGACAAGCAAUAGGAUUUGGAGGACAAGAAGUAGGAUUUGGAGGACAAGAAGUAGGAUUUGGAGGACAAGCAGGAUUUGGAGGACAAGCAGGAUUUGGCGGACAAGAAGUAGGAUUUGGAGGACAAGCAGCAUUUGGAGGACAAGAAGUAGGAUUUGGGGGCCAAGCAGGAUUUGGAGGACAAGAAGGAUUUGGAGGUGGAGAAGUAAGUGCUGGAUUUGGAGGACAAGAAAUAGGAUUUGGUGAACAAGGAGGCUUUGCUGGUAAUCAAAUAGGCUUUGGAGGUGAUCAGGGAUUCAUAAGUGGACCCACAGCAAGCCCUUUGGUAUCUGAUCCUUCAUUCGGAGCUGGCCAGGCAGGACCAGGCUUUGACGUUAGUCCUGGACCCGGAUUUGGUGGACAAGAUGUAGGGUUUGGAGGUGGUCCAGGAUUUAUUGGUGGCCAACCAGAUCUUGGUCCUGGAGUGAGCUUUGGCCCUGUAACUCCUGGACCUAUUUUUGAGGGUGGUCAAGCCGGACCAGGAUUUGGAGCAGGAUUCGGUGGUGCUCAAGCUGGGUUUAGGGAUGAUCAGGGGUUUGAAGUGGGUCCAGGAUUCGGAGGUGCUGGCCCAGGAUUUGGUGGAGGCCCAGCGGAAGUAAGCUUCGAUGGUGCUCUAGAAAUAAGUGUUGGAGGAGGCCAGGGAGGUGCAGGAUUCGCAGGUGGUCAAGCAGGGUUUGCGAACAACCAGAUAGGCUUUGGAGGUGGUCAAGGAUUUGCAGGGGGUCCCACAGCAAGUCCCUUAAUUGCUGACCCUUCAUUCGCCGCUAGCGGAGGCCAAGGGGCAGCUGCUGCAUUUAGUCAGUCUGCCGGUGGAUUGGGAGCUCAAUUUGAUGGCCAGUUUGCAGGGCCUGGCGGAGGCUUCGGCUUUGGUUCUGGACCCGUUGCGAAUGCCUUGAUCUCAGCUCCGAUUCUCAGCUCAGAGCAGGUUGCAAGUCAAGGUUUCGUUGGCAACCAAAUAAGCGGCGCAGGCGUUGCUGCCAGAAGUAACUUAGCCGGCCCUACGGUGGAGUUCCAAAUCGGCCAACCCCUUGCAGCAGCAACCGUAAGAGGAGCACCCGCGACCUCGCAAGCCGGAAUUCUCACGAGCUUAGUCAAUGCAAACAGACCAGCGCUUCAUCUGGUCCCUGCCCAGUCCAUUAUUCCGAUAGGUCCGCUAGCACAAGCUUAAUUGUCUGUUUCGUUAUGAAUUCGCAUGACUUGUCAAUAUGCCAGUGACAGCGCGAGUGUUCAUAAAUUUUACAACUUCUAUAAAUGCUUCGAGAAAGUUGGGAUUCUAAUUAACUAACUUGUGCCCCCGACCCAUUUUCCCAGGAGUACGCCAAGUUAUCAACAAAUGGAACAGUGGAACUUCAUCACUUGAAGUACUGAACUGUAACAUGGUGUUACACAUUUACUGUAUGUAUUUAGUUAGAUUGUUGUUACCUCGUUAUUUUGUACAUAUGUGAGAGUUACUAUAUUUUGUUUACAUUUUUCUAGUUUUAUAAUUAAGAUUUUACAAAGGUUGCUUUUUAAAUAAAAGAAAGUAUUUUU